Penicillium olsonii is the source of this 1455-nucleotide messenger RNA. The record is from the annotation of a GenBank genome assembly. Lineage: Eukaryota; Fungi; Ascomycota; Eurotiomycetes; Eurotiales; Aspergillaceae.
AUGUCAGAACAUAGCAGUUCAUGUCAAGAAAACGAGCGUACCCGCCUUAUCCCCGAACACAUCAACAGAACCACAUCAUGGAGUGGCGAUGAAGAAGACUCAUUCUCCCGGGAGUUGAUUUUCAAAGAGUUCUGGGUCUUGCUCAGAGACUCUACCCCGGUGAUUCUAGCCUACACUUUACAAAACAGCCUCCAGACCGUGUCCGUGCUCAUCAUCGGUCGCUCAUCGCCCGAGAACCUUGCAGCAAGUGCAUUUUCGCAAAUGUUCGCAAUGGUCACGGCUUGGAUGAUUGCAUUAGGAGGCACAACGGCCAUCGAUACUCUUGCAUCGUCGUCAUUCACUGGCAGCUCCAACAAGCAUGAUCUGGGAAUUUUACUCCAGAGGGGAUUCCUCGUUCUGGGUCUCUUUUAUAUACCUAUCGCUGCCUUGUGGGCUUUUUCGGAGCCUCUUUUCUUGUUGCUCGGACAAGACCCGCAACUUUCGUGCGACAGCGCCAGGUUCUUGACGUGUUUGAUUCCGGGAGGAUUGGGAUACAUUUACUUUGAAGUGAUGAAGAAAUAUCUCCAAGCUCAAGGCGUAAUGCGAGCGGGAACAUACGUUCUGUUGAUAACGUCCCCUCUCAAUGCCGGACUUACCCAUUUGUUUUGCUACACGAUCGAGAUCGGGCUGCUUGGCGCGCCUAUUGCAACAGGGAUCUGCUACUGGCUGUCAUUUGCCCUGCUAGUUGUCUAUGCACGAGUCAUUCAGGGCUCGGAAUGCUGGGGUGGAUGGUCUCGCGUGGCCUUGAGUGAUCUUCGCACUUUCACCCGGCUCUCAUUAAUGGGAAUAGUCCAUGUUGGCACAGAGUGGUGGGCUUUUGAAAUCGUCGCUUUAGCGGCCGGCCGUCUUGGGCCUGUCUCGCUCGCAGCCCAAAGUGUCAUUAUGACAGCCGACCAGGUUCUCAACACCAUUCCAUUUGGAAUUGGGGUUGCAACAUCCGCUCGUAUUGGCAAUCUUCUAGGAGAAAGAGACGUCAAGGGGGCUGCACGCGCCGCACAUACGUCUGCUUUGUUGAGUAUCAUCCUCGGUGGUGUUGUUCUGGUGGUCCUCAUUGGCACGCGAGACCAUUUUGCGAAAAUAUUUAACAAUGACCCGAAUGUUAUCAAAUUAACAGCUGAUGUAUUACCAUAUGUGGCAGCUUUUCAGAUCGCCGAUGGGCUCAAUGGAAGUUGUGGAGGUAGUCUGCGAGGAAUGGGACGACAGCAUGUUGGCGCGAUGGUGAAUUUGGUGAGUUAUUAUUGCGGUGCGCUGCCUUUGGGAAUUUGGCUUGCGUUUCGAGGUUGGGGAUUGGAGGGUCUUUGGGCUGGGCAGUGUAUUGCGUUGUAUAUUGUCGGCGUCUUCGAGUGGAUUGUUGUUGCGCGCAGUCGUUGGGAUAUUGAAGUCAGGAAGGCUUUCCAGCGCAUGGAAGGAGAAUAA